GCAAUUCCCAGGUUGCUCUGCGGCGCACAGGAAAAGCGCAGUUCGUUUGUCUUUCCCUCCCCCGCUUCUUUUACCGGCGUCGCCGACACCGCCGGCGAGAGAUGUAAAGAUUCUUUUCUUGCAGAAACUACAGGCCCCAGCAUGCCUCUCGCGGGAGCGGCGAAGCGCUUCCGGCUGGCGGAGAACGUCGGUUGUCAACAUCCAGAUUCCACUUGGAGUUCAGACUGGGGCCUUACCGAAUCAAGCCCACCCAGCAACCCCGACGCCAUGUCUGCUUCCGAGUGUUACAUUGCGGUGAAGCUUGCAGAUCAGCCCCUGGCUCCGAAAUCUAUCCUGCGGCUGCCGGAAACAGAACUGGGUGAAUGCCCCUUGGGUGGCUGCAGCAUCUCCUACCUGAAACAGCUCAUCACCGGGAAACUCCAGGAAUCUGUCCCCGACCCAGAACUCAUUGAUCUGAUCUAUUGUGGCCGGAAGCUGCGGGAUGACCAAACCCUCGAAUUUUAUGGCAUCCAGUCCGGUUCCACAGUCCACGUCCUCCGCAAGUCUUGGCCUGAACCGGAUCAGAAACCAGAGCCAGUGGAUAAAGUGGCCGCCAUACGAGAAUUCCGAGUUCUUCACACCGCCUUACACAGCAGCCCCGUCUUCCGGGAUUCGGUCUUCAAGAUGCUGGGGAAUAAGGAGUCCUUAGAUCAGAUAAUCGUUGCUACGCCAGGGCUGAACAGUGACCCCAUCGCUUUGGGGGUGUUGCAGGAUAAAGAUCUUUUUUCUGUCUUUGCUGAUCCAGCCAUGUUGGACACGCUUAUCCCAACCCACCCUGCUUUGGUGAAUGCCAUCGUCCUGGUUCUGCACUCGGUGGCGGGCAGCACCCCCUUGCCCACCCCGGAGAGCUCCUCGCGGAGCAUGCCCUCCAGCUCUUACCGUGACAUGCCGGGUGGGUUCUUGUUCGAAGGCCUCUCUGAUGAUGAAGAUGACUUUCAUCAGAGUACGAGGACGACUCCUUCCAGCAGCACAUCCGGCUCCCGCCCCGCCUCCCUCGGCUACACUGGGGCAGCAGGACCUCGGCCCAUCACCCAGAGCGAGUUGGCGACGGCGCUGGCACUGGCCAGUACCCCUGAGAGCAGCUCGCACACUCCAACUCCAGGAACCCAGGGCCAUUCCUCAGGCACGUCGCCCAUGUCCUCCAGUGUCCAGUCGGGCACUCCCAUCACCAACGACCUCUUCAGCCAGGCCCUGCAGCACGCCCUCCAGGCUUCUGGGCAGCCCAACCUGCAGAGCCAGUGGCAGCCGCAGCUGCAGCAGCUGAGAGACAUGGGCAUCCAUGAUGAUGAUCUCAGCCUCCGCGCCCUGCAAGCCACCGGGGGGGACAUCCAGGCCGCUCUGGAGCUCAUCUUUGCAGGGGGGGCCCCCUAACGCCCUCCCCCCUUUUUUAAUGGGGGGGCAGACUGGACACCAGGGGGCGGGUUUUAUUUGGUGGCAUCCGAUCCGUGCGACCCCAGCUCCAGAUGAUCUCGUCGUCGGACCCCGUCGUCUCCCGCGCACCAUCUCCUCGUCUGCUUUUUCUCUCGUCUGGAUGGAGGCUGCAGCAGAACGCAGAAAUACCCCCCCCCCUCAUUGAGCGCUGACCCCCCCACCCGCGAAUCACGUUUUUGCACAAAGAGACCUUUUGCAGCAGCCACGAUGGGUGGAAAGAGCUAACAGCCCGCUUCGAUUGCCUGUUCUAAAGCGGUUGCGGAGAGAUCAGCGUUCAGCGAUCCUUCCUCUUUUCCCUGAGCUGCCAGGCAUCUUCCUCUUUUCGGUCCACUGUUCCGAUUCCUACCAUCCCUCCUGAUCCCCAUCCGGGUUUGCGUCGUCGUACGAGGUUUUCAUUAAAAGCUCUCCUCCUCCAGUU
Heteronotia binoei (common prickly gecko) is the source of this 1888-nucleotide messenger RNA. RefSeq names its product ubiquitin like 7 (gene UBL7). The record is from RefSeq and is a predicted model, not a curated record. Gene Ontology annotation, biological process: ubiquitin-dependent protein catabolic process. The coding region runs from base 142 to 1410 and encodes 422 amino acids. Lineage: Eukaryota; Metazoa; Chordata; Lepidosauria; Squamata; Gekkonidae. Gene Ontology annotation, cellular component: cytosol. Gene Ontology annotation, molecular function: polyubiquitin modification-dependent protein binding. The transcript has 11 exons.